Doryrhamphus excisus (bluestripe pipefish) is the source of this 2377-nucleotide messenger RNA. RefSeq names its product syntaxin 3a (gene stx3a). NCBI's taxonomy places the organism in Eukaryota, Metazoa, Chordata, Actinopteri, Syngnathiformes, Syngnathidae. Gene Ontology annotation, molecular function: SNARE binding; SNAP receptor activity. Gene Ontology annotation, biological process: vesicle fusion; intracellular protein transport; exocytic insertion of neurotransmitter receptor to postsynaptic membrane. Gene Ontology annotation, cellular component: endomembrane system; plasma membrane; SNARE complex. The record is from RefSeq and is a predicted model, not a curated record.
UAGGAGACCUCAGGUUAGAUUGCCUACAAAUGUGUCAUUAGAGAGUUGGCAACCCAACAAACGUUUAUUUGCAUUUGAUAUGUUUUUAAAUACUUUUUAAUACCGUGGUCUGAUUUGGUGACCAUUUUGGACCACAAGAUAGAUUUGAGAUAUUGUUGCAUUGUUUGCAAGACCAGAUAAAGAACCCCCGUUAGCCUCCUUUCCUCUUCAGUUUCUUUUUUGGAGGCUCCAACGAUACAAGACUUUUUCUUCUUUUCAUGUGUUUUUUUUUCAAGUUACUUUUCAUUACAGCUCCACAUUUGUCAAGAUGAAGGACAGACUUGCCCAGCUCAAGGAGACAAGUGAUGCUGGAGGGGAUGAUAUUGAGGUUCCUGUGGAGAAUGAAGCUUUUAUGGAUGAUUUCUUUGCUCAGAUUGAGGAUAUCCGCUCCAGUAUUGACAAGAUUGAUGAGAGUAUAACAGAAAUCAAAAAACUCUACUCCAGCAUCUUGUCCGCCACCACAUCCGACCAGAAAACACAGGAUGAAGUUGAAGCUGUCACCAAUGACAUUAAGAAGUCAGCCAACAAUGCAAGAAACAAACUGAAAAACAUUGAACACCAGCUUGAGACAAAGACAGAUGAGCGAGCCUCAGCUGACCUCAGGAUAAAAAAAUCCCAGCAUGCCAUCUUGGCCAAGAAGUUUGUAGAGGUGAUGACGAAAUACAAUGAGGCACAAGUUGACUUCAGAGACAAGAGUAAAGGACGCAUUGCCCGGCAGCUGGAGAUCACUGGUAAAGCAACAACUGAUGAGGAACUAGAAGAGAUGCUAGAGGGAGGAAACUCUGCUGUCUUCACUGCUGGGAUUAUGGAUUCCAAAAUAAACCAGCAGGCCCUGAAUGAGAUUGAGGCUCGGCACAAAGAUAUCAUGAGGCUGGAGAGCAGCAUCAAAGAACUCCAUGACAUGUUUGUUGAUAUCGCCAUGUUGGUUGAGAACCAGGGUGGCAUGAUUGACAGAAUUGAGAGCAACAUGGACCAGUCGGUGGGUUUUGUAGAAAGAGCCGUGGCUGACACAAAAAAAGCAGCCAAGUUCCAGCAGGAGGCACGAAGGAAACAAAUGAUGAUCUUCUGUUGCUGUAUGAUCCUGGCCCUGAUCCUUGGUUUAUUUGUUUACAGUUUUAUAAAAUAGACGCUGUGUGUACGUCCCCUGACUGGUUGAGUCCAAACAAUAAAGGAAAAAUGACAAGCUAAACAUCAACCUUCAUCAGCCUUGAUAACUGUCAAAUAUUAUUUGAAUAUUGAAUUAUUAACAAAAGGUAAAAAAAAAAACAACAACUCUUUUUGGAUUUGUAGUUUCCUUCAUUUUAAUUGUGAUUAAUGAGUUCGUAAACAUCUGCAAAACAUUUCUUUAACAAACAAAAGUCUAACCUACGCUAUUUUUAACGCAAACCAACAGGAUUCCCACAAACCAAACGCCUCCCUCUUUCAUGGCGCGACUGAAAAUAACACAAAAAGUAACACACCGCACAAAAUACACGCUUGCACACUAAUCAUGCAAAACAGUAUUUCAUGUAAAAGCCGCAAAGCAUGCUGGGUAAUUCUCAGAGCACACUAUACCGAUCGGAAGUUGACUGAUCAGGUUGUCUGAGAAGAUGUUUCGCCCCUCAUCUUAGCAGGCUUCGCCAGAUAGGAUGAGAGCUGUCCUAUCUAGUCGAUUAGCAUGAAUUAAUGAAUCCUGCUCGGUUGAAGAGUGAAACGUUGAGACUGAAUUGAUGCCCCGACAAUACAAUACCAUAUUUACAGCCAUCUUUCUGUUGGGGACGUGUGUGUGUGUGUGGCUUAUAAAUACAUAUCAAAUAGUAUAUAUUUUGCAUGUAUAUUAGAGUACUGUAUAGUGCAGUUACUGUAUAUUAUACUGAAUGGCGAGUAUGUGUGAAUCGCUGUAUACGGUGUUUGUUUUUUUUUAAGUUCAUUUUUAUGUUCUGGUUUUUGUGUUUUGGGGGUUCUUGGUUUGUGUACAAUACGUUUGUUGUUUCCGCUAGAUAACCUGUAUUCCGGCGAGGGGCGGCACCAGUAGCGUCAUCGGGUUUUUAAGCCAGUCACUACAGGAGGAUGUGAGGUCAUUGCCCCAACGUUACACACAUUAUCUUCCUUUACUGUGCUUUUUACUGAGAUUCUCAUUCAUAGUCUAAUUCAUAGUCUGGUAAUAAUGAUUCCCGUCCUCUCGGUGCCGUCCCGGUUGCCAUUAGGGACUCUACCUUAUUGUUGUGGGAUUUUUUUUGCUACGCCUUUUGUUUUGACUCUGCUAGUUGAGAGUGUUUUGUUUUGGUCACACCUCCUUCCUGUGAACUCCUACUUUUGUGCUUAUUAAAACACUUUUGUUAUCCAAUCUUGCUUCCCG